Molecule: messenger RNA, 1260 nt
Organism: Purpureocillium lilacinum
Lineage: Eukaryota; Fungi; Ascomycota; Sordariomycetes; Hypocreales; Ophiocordycipitaceae
Biological process (GO): nitric oxide catabolic process; cellular response to nitrosative stress
Cellular component (GO): intracellular anatomical structure
Molecular function (GO): nitric oxide dioxygenase [NAD(P)H] activity; FAD binding; oxygen binding
Source: RefSeq, a predicted model, not a curated record
AUGGCGUUGACAUACAAAGAGAGCCAGAAAAUCAGGGCCACGAUCCCAGCCCUGACAGAGCACGGCGAGCUGGUUGUCACAGUGUUCUACCGCAACCUCUUGCGCAACCACCCGGAGCUCAAGAACUAUUUCAACACCGCCAACCAAGUAAAUGGCUUCCAGCCUCGUGCGCUCGCAUCCAUCAUCCUGCAGUUCGCCAAGAACAUCAAUCACAUCUACGAGAUUGUGCCAAAACUGGAAAGAGUCUGUCAGAAACACUGCUCGCUCGGCGUUCAGCCAGAACACUACGGUAUUCUGGGGAAACACCUCCUCGAAUCAUUCUCCGAAGUUUUGGGCCACGCCAUGACACCAGAAGCCCUACAGGCGUGGAAUAAGGCGUACACAAUCCUCGCCAACAUGCUUAUCGGGCGCGAAAAACAGCUUUAUCGCAGCUUCGGCCGGUGGACUGGGUGGCGACAGUUCCACGUGGUCGAACGAGUGCCUGAGAGCGCGGACGUUUGCUCGUUCUUCCUCAGUCCGGUAGACGGGCAACCUCUACCAGACUUCAUGCCGGGACAGUACAUAUCCGUGCGCGUCGACGUCCCUGGAAAGGAAUACAAACAGAUCCGGCAAUAUUCCCUUAGCGAUGCGCCUCGCGCCGGCUACUACCGCGUUACGAUCAAACGUGAUGAUGGCACCAAGUUUAAGCCUUCCAAAGCGCUUCGUUGUCCGUAUGCGCCAAACCCUGGUGUUGUUUCCAAUCAACUCCUCGACAGUCUUUUCGCCGGCGACACCAUCGAGGCCAGCCACCCGACGGGACAAUUUUAUCUGGACACCAACAACCUGUCCAGCGAGCCGGUGGUACUCAUCUCAGCAGGCAUUGGCGCGACGCCAGUCGUGUCAAUCCUCAACUACAUCGUCGAGAAUCAGCCCUCACGGCCGAUAUCAUGGGUUCAUGGCGCCCGUACCGAAGUGCCAUUCCACGCGCAAAUCGCCAAGCUGCAGCGGGAGAAGCCCAACUUCCAGAGCAAGGUGUUCAAAACUCAUCUUGCUGAUGCAGACCUCGCUGGUGUGACCUACGAUUACGACUACCGCCUGGACCUGGCGAAGCUGACCCCGGAGGAUUUAUGUCUGGCGCGAAGCUCUACAGAGUACUACGUGUGUGGGCCGGAGCAAUUCAUGCUAGAGACGGCCGAUUACUUGCAGUCUCAGAACGUCGACCCUGUGAGAAUCAAGUUUGAACUCUUCGCAACCGGAGAGCGAGCUGCUUCACCGUCGUGA